CGGGUCUGUAGGGGGGACCCAUUGAAUGAUCCGUACGCACUACUAUGGAGUGGCUUUGGAUCGCUGUGGCAACUUGUAUGCUCACGUCCCCCUAUGUCAAAGGCAACGACUGGUGGUGGGAGUAUGAGGAAGGGAUACGACACUACAGCCAGGAGGCCCUCAACAAGGAGUUUCCAGAGAAAACUCGACCAGUGAGCUUCAAACAUCCUGAGUUUCAGUGCCCGGAUAUGAGUCCAUCUCCCUCUGUCCCCUCCUCAGUUGAAUAUGUGAAGGCGGCAGAUAUCAAAGUCAUCGCAGCCUUAGGGGAUUCACUGACAACAGCUAUAGGAGCCAAUGCCACCACUGUGCUCGGGAUUCCUAUUGAGUUUCGUCAUGUGUCAUGGAGCAUUGGAGGCUACGGCUCAUUUCAAGAAGUCAUUACUUUGGCAAACAUCAUCAAGCUGUUCAAUCCCAAACUGCUCGGUGCUGCUCCUGGAAAGACGGUCCACGGGAUGCAGGCUCAUAUCAGUGAAACUGGCUUCAAUCUGGCUGUGACUGGACACAACACCUUCAACCUCCCUGACCAGACAAGACAUUUGAUUGACACUCUGAGAGGUUAUGAGGGUAUAAACUUUGAGGAGGACUGGAAGCUCUUGACUAUUCUCAUGGGCAUGAAUGACAUCUGUGACUACUGCAAAGAUAAGGCUCUAUUCUCAGUGGAUAACUUCAUUCACUAUAUGACCGUGGCCUUGGAAAUGCUCAUGAAUGAGGUUCCUCGUAUGAUCGUUAAUGUGGUUCAGAUCCUGCCCAUGCACACUCUUAGAGAGGUGCAGAAACCCACCCCUGGAUGUCUGCUCCAAAGGUCUUUCUGUUCAUGUCUGAUUGAGCCAGUUCCCAGGUCUCCUGAACUGCAGGAGAUGGUAGAAGUCAAUUUGGAGUUCCAGAAAAGACUUGAAAAGCUGCUGAACAGCGAUCGCUUCUUCAGGGAUGACUUUGCAGUCAUUCUUCAGCCCUUUCUGAAACAUGCUGACCCUCCCCGCCUCCCGAGUGGGAAGAUAGAUAUGACCUUCUUCACUCACGACUGCUUCCACUUCACCAUAAAGGGACACGAGGAGCUGGCCAAAGGGCUGUGGAACAACAUGUUUCAGCCUGAGGGAGGAAAAAUGAUUGUGAGCAGUUUCUCCGACCCCAUCAGUCUCAUCUGUCCUCCUAUGGAACAUCCGUAUAUCUUCACCAGACCCAUUGCAGCGAACUCAGGCCAGUCUCACCAGCAGUCUGAUGCUCGGUCACAUGCUGUCACCUUCCUGCUGCUCUUGCUCCAUGUGCCUUUGAGAUGUCUUGGACUCGUGUAGCUCUCACUCUGAUGAACUUUUCACGAAUAUGUCACCUCCACAUUUGCUUCAGAUGAGGUGAUGAAGUGGAUCACUCCCAAAGGCGAGUUUUAGAGCUACCCUCCUGAGUGCCCCUGAGAGCACCGUAGAGGAUUUUUUUUUUAAGCUUUAAAGAUGAAGAAUGAUUCCUACAUCCCUAAUGUCAAAUGUUACGUGGCAGUUGGCGGUUUAAAUAUGAAAGACUUAAAGAAUGUGUUUGUGAGAAACUUUUUUUUGAGACUGUUUCUGCUCUUAGCAGAACAUUUUCUAUAUUGAUUUAAUAUUUAAAUACACUUUUCCUGGGGCAAGAUUACUUUCCUACCCUGACCAUACACUAACUGAUGUGAGGGGAAGAUCUUAUGUGUUCCUCCCACAAUUGUAAUGAAAAGUAAACUUAAGGUGUAAGUUUUAACUACAUUUACAGAUAAAAUGCCCAGAUUCAUUUUGCAUAAAGUCAAACUUUUGAAUUGUUCAUGUGAAAAUUGUACUUGCAUAAUAAAAUCAUUAAAAAUAAUGCCAAAAGUGAAGUCCAUGUCUGCUAAGUUUUUUUGAAAAUGAUUUAUUCGAUGGUCGAUUAGUUUCUCAUACCUCACCAAAUCCUGAUACUUUUACUGUUUCAGUAUUUGUGGUUAAAUAAUUUGAUGUUAUAAAGUAUGUUUUUAUAAGCUAACAGCGAGAAA
Messenger RNA from Labrus mixtus (cuckoo wrasse), 2029 nucleotides. Its product is annotated as phospholipase B1, membrane-associated-like. Gene Ontology annotation, molecular function: A2-type glycerophospholipase activity; retinyl-palmitate esterase activity; phosphatidylcholine lysophospholipase A1 activity. Gene Ontology annotation, biological process: phospholipid metabolic process. Bases 45 to 1331 code for a protein of 428 amino acids. Lineage: Eukaryota; Metazoa; Chordata; Actinopteri; Labriformes; Labridae. The record is from RefSeq and is a predicted model, not a curated record. Gene Ontology annotation, cellular component: brush border membrane. The transcript is spliced from 16 exons.